Messenger RNA from Triticum aestivum (bread wheat), 3581 nucleotides. RefSeq names its product N-terminal acetyltransferase A complex auxiliary subunit NAA15. Gene Ontology annotation, molecular function: protein binding. The record is from RefSeq and is a predicted model, not a curated record. Gene Ontology annotation, biological process: N-terminal peptidyl-methionine acetylation. The coding region runs from base 191 to 2914 and encodes 907 amino acids. The transcript has 26 exons. NCBI's taxonomy places the organism in Eukaryota, Viridiplantae, Streptophyta, Magnoliopsida, Poales, Poaceae. Gene Ontology annotation, cellular component: cytoplasm.
UCUCGCGUCGGGUCAUCGUUGCUUCCAGCGACACAAAGAGACGGGUAGGGUUCCUUGCGGCCGAAGCGGCCACGCACGCACCACACCACAACUUAGACAGUCCACCCGCCGCCUCGCGGCUCCAAAACCCUCGCCUCACCCCCGCCCCCCUAGGGUUCGCCUCGCCUCGCCGCGCCGCGCCGCCGCAGCCAUGGGCUCCUCGCUCCCGGCCAAGGAGGCCAACCUUUUCAAAGUCAUCGUCAAAUCAUAUGAAACUAAGCAGUAUAAGAAAGGGCUGAAGGCUGCAGAUUCCAUAUUAAAGAAGUUUCCCGAACAUGGAGAAACUUUAUCGAUGAAAGGUUUGACACUAAAUUGUAUGGAUCGGAAAUCUGAAGCAUACGAGCUUGUUCGCCGUGGCUUGAAGAAUGAUCUGAAGAGUCAUGUGUGCUGGCAUGUGUAUGGUUUACUUUACAGAUCAGAUAGAGAAUACAGAGAAGCUAUAAAAUGUUACAGAAAUGCUUUGAGGAUCGAUCCAGACAAUAUUGAAAUUUUGCGUGACUUGUCACUUCUCCAGGCGCAAAUGAGGGACUUGUCUGGCUUUGUUGAGACUAGACAACAGCUUCUGACAUUAAAGCCAAACCACCGCAUGAACUGGAUUGGCUUUGCCGUAUCUCAUCAUUUGAGUUCCAACUCUUCAAAGGCAAUAGAAGUUCUGGAGGCAUAUGAGGGGACACUGGAAGAUGAUUAUCCCCCAGAAAACGAGCGAUAUGAACAUGGUGAAAUGCUUUUGUAUAAGAUAUCGUUGCUUGAGGAAUGUGGGAUGCUGGACAGAGCCCUUCAGGAGAUGCACAAGAUGGAGAGUAAAAUUGUUGAUAAGCUCUCAUUCAGAGAACAAAUGGCCUGCAUUUUGUUGAAACUUAGCCGUUUUGAGGAGGCAGAGAAAAUAUAUAGGUCCCUCCUUUUUAUGAAUCCUGAUAACUACAAGUACCUCAUAGCUGUGCAGAAGUGCCUUGGCCUAUACUCUGAAAAUGGUCAAUAUUCCGCUGAUGAUGUUGAACGAUUAAGUGCAUUAUAUAAAUCACUCAAGGAAGAAUAUAGUUGGUCAUCGGCUGUUAAGCGCAUACCUCUUGAUUUCCUAGAAGGUGAGAAAUUCCACGAGGCAGCAGAUAACUAUGUCAGACCUCUAUUAACCAAGGGAGUGCCGUCACUUUUCUCUGAUUUAAGCCCGCUUUAUGAGCAUCCUGGCAAGGCAAACAUAUUGGAGCAAUUAUUUCUUAAGCUAGAAGAUUCAAUUAGGACUUCUGGAUGCUUUCCUGGAAGUUUGCAGAUGGAACCUCCAUCCACACUCAUGUGGACUCUGCUGUUGGUUUCUCAGCACUAUGACAGAAGGAGCCAGUAUGAUAUUGCUCUGGAUAAAAUUGACGAGGCCAUUUUACACACGCCAACUGUCAUUGAUUUGUACUCCAUAAAGGGGAAUAUUUUGCAACAUGCUGGCAAUUUUUCUGCAGCAGCAGCAUUAGCAGAUGAAGCUAGGUCCAUGGACCUUGCUGAUCGUUAUUUAAACAGCGAGUGUGUAAUGCAGAUGCUUCAAGCCGAUCAGGUCGGGCUAGCUGAGAAGACUGCUGUCUUGUUUACAAAAGAUGGAGAUCAGCACAAUAAUCUCCAUGACAUGCAGUGCAUGUGGUAUGAACUUGCUUCUGGCGAGAGUUAUUUUCGUCAAGGUGAUCUUGGCCGGGCUCUGAAAAAUUUCUUGGCUGUUGAAAAGCAUUACACUGAUAUGACUGAAGAUCAGUUUGACUUCCAUUCAUAUUGCUUACGGAAGAUGACACUUCGGGCGUAUGUUUCUAUGCUGAAGUUUCAAAACCGUUUGCAUGCUCAUGAAUACUUUCACAAGGCUGCUGCAGGGGCUAUCAGGUGUUACAUGAAAUUACAUGAUUCUCCAUUAAAAUCAUCUGCUGAGGAGGAUGAUGAGUUGUCAAAACUGCCAGCUGCCCAGCGGAAGAAGUUGAGGCAAAAACAGAAGAAGGCAGAAGCUCGAGCUAAAAGGGAGGCUGAAGAGAAACAAGAGGAUGAAACAACUUCAACCAACAGUUCGAAAUCUGGGAAGAAACAACAAGCAAGGCCAGUUGAUUUGGACCCACACGGUGAAAAAUUGGUCCAGGUUGAAGAUCCACUUGCAGAAGCCACAAAAUAUUUGAAGCUUCUGCAGAAUAACUCGUCAGAUUCAUUAGAAACUCAUAUACUUUCAUUUGAACUUAACAUGAGAAAGCAAAAGGUUUUACUCGCUUUUCAGGCGGUCAAACAGCUCAUUAAAUUGGACGAAAAUAAUCCAGACAGUCACCGAAGUUUGAUAAGAUUCUUCCAUAGGAUAAACAAUCUUCCGGCCCCAGGAACUGAUUCUGAGAAAUUAAUAUGGAGCGUUCUGGAAGCUGAACGGCCAGAUCUAAGGCAAUUACACGGGAAAUCUCUUGUUGAAGUAAAUAUAAACUUCCUUGAAAAGCACAACGCUUCUUUGACACACAGAGCAGCUGCAGCUGAAAUGAUGUACCUCUUGGAGCCGGAUAAGAAGCUGCAGGCGAUUAAAUUAAUUGAAGACUCAACAAAUAACACAGCGUCAGGAAAUGGUGUGCUUGGUCCCAUCAAGGAAUGGGGCAUUCAAGAUUGUAUUGAUGUAAAUAAAUUGCUGGAUACUGUUUUUGCUGAUCAUGAUGUUGCAAACAGGUGGAAGGUACGCUGUGCUGAAUAUUUUCCAUGCUCAACCUACUUCGAAGGUGUGAAAAGUGCUAUUACUGCACAUAUUCCCGGCAGUACUUCCGAGAGUUCACCAGAAAAUGGAGAUGUACCAAGCCCACAAGCAAAACUUGAGGGAGACGCACACAGUUUGAAUGGGACCGUGCGUGUUGUGGAUGAUCUGAGCAACCUUAGCAUGAGGUAAACGCGCCAACUAGUUGCUGCCUGGUUACAGCUGGAACAGAAAUAUAUUUGGAACUGGAGCCAGUGCCCAACUAACCAAAGUGCACGGCAAGAUAUCCAAGUGAGAAGGUGUUUUGUGCGCAGUGAUUAACUUCUUGAUGCAUUCAUUUGAAGAGAAUAUUAUUGAUUGGGAGCUGAGUUCUCUUCAAUCUCCGGUGAUUAUCUCUGUUCCAGCUUGUACCUUUUCAUUGUCAUCUUGCAUAUGGUGGAAGGCCAAAACCUUUCAUCCCAGUUACAAUGAGGCGCUGCCACGGUUUGUUGCUUGGCAGCAACAGGAUGUUACGAUUCUUUUGUCGAAGCCGAUCUUGAAUUUGUUGCCUGGUGGUUCUUUUUGUCGCAGAUAGCUACCUGCACGCUUGUUGGACUACAACAAUUUUUGGCAUAAGACAGUUGUUAAUCUCAAACUUUGUGAACCAUGAACGUGUUGUUUGCAGUAGUUGGAUGUACUGGGGGUUGCCCUACUUUUGCAACUUUUAGUCCCCAUGGUUGUAAAUUAGCCAAGUUAAUGGACAUUGAUAUUGUAUUUCGGUCUGUCCAGCCAAAUAAUCGUCAGUGUUAACUGAGUUUUUUUCUUCCACAUGUGUAAUAUGCUUUCACAUUUGGUGAAUUUAUUAUUAUUAUUUCAUGUA